CCAAUGAGAGACCACGCUGCUUGUGUCACCAUGGUGACGGGGCUGUGCCCAGGGAGGUUGUGAUGGGUUGACAGGUGCGUGACAAUCGGAGCUCUCUGCAAGCAUGUACGCCAAAGGCAAGAGCAGCAACGUGCCGUCCGACAGCCAAGCCAGAGAAAAGUUAGCUCUGUAUGUGUACGAGUACCUGCUGCAUGUAGGAGCACAGAAGUCAGCACAGACCUUCCUCUCAGAGAUCCGAUGGGAGAAGAACAUCACAUUAGGAGAACCUCCGGGGUUCCUCCACUCAUGGUGGUGUGUUUUCUGGGACCUGUACUGUGCGGCUCCAGAGAGAAGAGACACAUGUGAACACUCGAGUGAGGCCAAGGCCUUCCAUGACUAUAGUGCAGCAGCAGCUCCAAGCCCCGUCCUUGGGAACCUUCCCCCAGGAGAGGGCAUGCCUGUGGGACCAGUUCCUCCUGGAUUCUUUCAGCCAUUUAUGUCACCCCGAUAUCCUGGAGGACCCAGACCCCCCCUCAGAUUACCCAAUCAGGGACUUGGAGGAGUUCCAGGGAGCCAGCCUAUGUUACCCAGUGGAAUGGACCCCACAAGACAGCAAGGACAUCCAAAUAUGGGAGGACCGAUGCAGCGGAUGACUCCACCUAGAGGCAUGGUACCACUCGGGCCCCAGAACUAUGGAGGUGGGAUGAGACCACCACUGAAUGCACUUGUUGGUCCUGGGAUGCCUGGCAUGAACAUGGGACCUGGUGGGGGUAGACCGUGGCCAAAUCCUCCAAACUCAAAUUCUACCCCUUACUCUUCUGCAUCUCCGGGAAGUUAUGUGGGACCUCCGGGAGGAGGGGGGCCACCAGGGACUCCAAUAAUGCCAAGUCCAGCAGAUUCAACCAACUCUGGUGACAACAUGUACACGAUGAUAAACACAGUUCCUCCUGCAGGAAGCCGACCGAAUUUCCCCAUGGGUGCAGGGGGAGACGGUCCGUUAGGUGGAAUGGCUGGAAUGGAGCCUCAUCAUAUGAAUGGAUCAUUAGGGUCAGGCGACAUGGACAGUCUCCCCAAGAACUCUCCUGGUAACCUCAGUAUGAGUAACCAGCCCGGGACCCCCAGAGAGGAUGGAGAGAUGGGAGGAAACUUCCUCAACCCUUUUCAGAAUGAAAGUUACUCACCAAACAUGACGAUGAGCGUUUGAAGACUUCUGAAGCGGGUUUGGUCAUUCCCUCAGUAGGAUGUUUUGGAUUUGUGAAAAGCAGAGGGACUGGAUAUGAUGUCAUCAAGACCAGUGACUCCUCCUCCACCACCUGACAAGUCAGGACAGUUACCCCAGGCCCCUUCCUUCUGUACCCCCCCAUGACCCAUACGUUGUUUCUCUUUGCUUCUCCUGUUCCCCCCCCCUCCCCCCUCCCCCCUCCUAAGUGAUGACUUUGAUACAUUCAUCAGUUCUUCCUCUGCAACUUUAAGACUGUACAAAGGAACCAAAUUAAAACUACCCCGAGGAGAACUCUUUGUAUAUUUCCAUACAGAGACUGUGGACACACUCUUCUCACAGAUGACGUCUCUGCCUUCUGCAUCAUAUCAUGGAGUUCGUACCCAAAACAAAAGGCCAGUAUCCUAUUUAUCCUACAGUUACAAUUUUAAUGGACCUACAGAGAUAUUGAUACUUUUUGAUCUAUGAAUAAUGCAAUGUGACUGGCUGUUAUGUGGAUCAUCACUUUUCUUUUACUGACCAAAAAUCGUGUCCAUUACUGGAAGGUUUAGAGCAAAGUAACAAUCAGGUUACCACAAGGUUCAUUUGAGGCUUGUCUGUGGGAACUCUUGUCAUUUGAAGCCUUGUUUAACUCUUGUGUUCGUCUCAUUCUAGCAUUAAUAUUGUCCUCACCACUAUCAUUUGUUUCAAGGUCUAAUGAGGCAAAUGAAGUGCAGAUCAAAAUCAACUCUGUAAUUUCUUUUCGAAAGGCUUCAGCACAUUUCAAAGUGUUUGGCUGAAGGCUUUUUUUAAGGCCUAAAUCAAGACUAUGUAUCUGUUUUUGUAUAGUAGCCACUGUUGCAUGAUCGUUUUAAAUGCUUGAUUAUUCUGCAACAGCAACAAAGCAAAUAAGAGUCAUCUGGCUUUAUAAGUGACUCCAUUAGAAUAACAUCUAGUUCAAGUUUUUAACAUGACAGCAAAAAGAUACUGGUCAUAAAAUACAAGGUAAAGCUGUAGAAGCAAAACCCUAAGUGUACUUAAUUUAACAGUGGUCCGUUUCGAGCUUAUGAAUUCAACUUUUGAAAUGAUGGGAGGAAGAGUGCGUGUGUUUUCUCCUUUCAAAGUACAUAGUCAUGCUUUAAAUCGGCUCAGAGUGAGCUGUUUUCACAGUUCUGUAUUCAACGCUAAACCUUUCUUACAACUGCAAGGAUUCCUAAUGUGAGUGGUUUUUUUUAAAGGGGAUUUUACAUUCUCUUGGCUGCACAAGCAUGGGGGGAAGCUGAAGUUUAGGAGGAGGAGAAGUUUUUGUGUUUCAUGGGUUUGUUUGCUUCCUAAGGUCUCAUAUCUAGUUUUUUUUUUUAAGCCUCAAACCAAAUCAUAUAUCAGUUUUAGAGGGUAAACUGUCAGACACAAGCUGAUGCAGUCACUUCAAUCACUCAUUGUUUAUUGUCAUCCGGGUAAACUGUGAUCUCAGUGGGAUGGGAAAAGUCCAUGACAGAAAGCUCGAAUGAGCUCGUUUUCAAAUGAGUGUUUUCAACUUUUUUCACUGCCCGAGAUAUCUUACCAUCAUGUACAAAAGGUCGAUACUCCUGUGAACCUUCUCCUCCCCCUUCUAUUACUGCAAAGUGUACAGCUCACAAUGUAGCUCCUCUGUCUUGUAUGUGUAUUUGAUAAUAAUAUUAUUUAAAGACAAACUCUGAGAGAAUUAUUGCAAAAGGGAGGGAUGGACUGACGAUUCACUGUCAGAAAUGAGCCCAAGGUAUAGUAUUUUUUAUUUUUGUGUUAGAUUAAAGCCAUAAGUGGGAGUACAAGAAGACACAUUUGUAAAUUGGAUCAUGUUUUCUGUUUUGUGGCAGUAUACUGGACUCCAUUUGUGAUGUGUUCCUUUUCUCUUUUUUAUUCUUGUAUUAUGUUUUUGUAAAUACACAGAGAAGUAUUUCAUGGGUUUUGAAUAUGCUAGCAUAAAGCUUCUCUCCCCUUAUUCAAAGUGUUGGCUCUCUGGUUUCUCUUGCUAUAACCUGAUAAAUCUCGUUGAAAGGUAAGGCCCCUCUCUCUCUUUAGCACCCAGUGAAGUCCCCUGUAGCCUCUCAGCAGUCUUUUCUGCUGGACUGUUUCUAAGUGUGGACCGAUCUGAUUCCCUCACUCAGUUUUUUUUUUCUUUUACAACAACUGAAAACAGGAGGGAAUAAAGGUGAGCAAAGAUA
Molecule: messenger RNA, 3381 nt
Organism: Labrus mixtus (cuckoo wrasse)
Lineage: Eukaryota; Metazoa; Chordata; Actinopteri; Labriformes; Labridae
Gene: ssbp2a
Product: single stranded DNA binding protein 2a
Exons: 17
Coding region: 104-1183 (359 amino acids)
Biological process (GO): positive regulation of transcription by RNA polymerase II
Cellular component (GO): nucleus
Molecular function (GO): protein binding; single-stranded DNA binding
Source: RefSeq, a predicted model, not a curated record